Punica granatum (pomegranate) is the source of this 1263-nucleotide messenger RNA. Lineage: Eukaryota; Viridiplantae; Streptophyta; Magnoliopsida; Myrtales; Lythraceae. The record is from RefSeq and is a predicted model, not a curated record.
AAACUUCAAAAUUGUGAGUUUCGUGAAAAAAUUUCAAAAAUGGCGCCAUCGGUAAUUUCAGAAGGCUGCGGCGGAAAUGGUGCCAUGAACAGAAGCAAGAGAAGCAGAGAAGAAGCAGAGCGUUCCUGAAGGCUUCGGAUUCUCAAUACAGAGAUGAAAUCCGAUGAUCGGGGGAUCAGAUUCAGGGCGUUCGGGCAGCGAUCGAUCGUCUCGUCGUCGGAGUCCUCUCCAUCUUCCGCCCUGGCAAAGGGUUCCGGUGGCAGCUCACGGAUUUCGUUGUCGGCGUUCCUCAAUCGGAAACUGCCGAAGACUUCUGUGCCUGCUGGGACGGUUCAGACCAAGUCAAGGCCCUUCUCAACACUAGUGGAACCAAGAGGUCGUGUUUUGCCCCAAGACGAGCAGGGUGGGGAUAAGGAUGGAGUGAACAAAGAGAAGCGGAGUAUUGAUAAAGUAAUCUUCCAGCAGUUCAAGCUUAGCGAUAAAGAAAAGGAAGAUUGUGCAGUUUCGUGUAGGUUGGACGAAGGUGGAAAUUUCCAAGUUGAAGAGGAAGUGCAGGAGUCAAGGAAGCGGAAAAAUCCUUUUCAAGUUGAGCUGCAAGGUGGACAUCAUUCCGGUAAGCAUGUCGUCAUUCUAGGAAAGGGCCCAGAGCCAAAGCCAAGAGGAAGGACAGAAAGCUUCAUUAGAAACACGAAGCCAAGGACCGAAUAUAAUCAUUAUGAAAACGGCAGUGGCUUUUGGGACUCAAGCAUGCUGGGCAUUGACAAUGAUGAAGUAGGGUUCAGUGAGAUAUGGGAAGGCGUGGGCUCCACGACCUUGGGCGGAAUUGAAUGGCACUAAUAUUGAGGGAUUCUAUCCUGAACUUGGCCUUUGUAGAUUGGUAGAUCAUAGCUCUAGUCUUUAUGGGAGUCGAGUGCGUUCGUCGAUAUCCAGACAUAAUCCGAUAUCUCUUGAUCAGGUCUCGGCAAGAUGGCUCGUCUGUACAUUUUGAGUCUAGCCUAGAUUGUUCUGAAGUGAAGCCAUCUGUAAUAUGGUCCUGCUAAACCUCUAACUUGUGUCGCCUAAACCGUUUGAUAUCAGACGAUUCUGAUAAUGAUAUCGAAUUAAGCGUUGAAAGGAAUACUUUCUUUGGGUCACGUGCUCGCUGCUGCGGCUUCUGAUUAUGUACAAAUUUAUUACGGGACUACAGGAUAUGGCCGAGAGAUUUGUGGGAUUUCCAUGUAUCAUAUUGUAUUUAUUAUGAGCCUUAUUAGUCAUUGUAUUUUA